AAAAAUGGUAAUGUCUGCCCAGGCAUACAAUGUGAUAAGGGCAUAAAGUACAAACACAGACGAUCCAUAAGGAUUUAGUCCCGUUCAUCAGUAUUAGCAGAUGAAACAGCAAAGGAUCAUCUCCAGACUUGAUUGUCCAUAUCUCUCCUCCAUUCUCAGUGACUAUGCCUGGUGCUCUAUCGAUGAGAUAUUCCAAGGUAGAUGGCGGUAUUGCACCGCGGAAGAUCCCCCAAGCUGCACCUUCCCUUUCUUGUACAGAAAUAAAUACUUUUAUGAAUGCACCAAGGAAGGCUAUGUUUUGAGUCGCAGUUGGUGUUCAUUGACAAGAGAUUAUAACAAAGAUGGAAAAUGGAAACAAUGCUCUCCUUACCAUCUUUAAGUCUUGGUGUUCUCAGAGAGGCAGAAGUUACAGGAUUCUUCAGCUGCCUCUCAAAAUACAUCCUUUCCCUGGUCAUUCUGAC
Messenger RNA from Cervus elaphus (red deer), 461 nucleotides. RefSeq names its product binder of sperm protein homolog 2-like. Gene Ontology annotation, molecular function: heparin binding. Bases 101 to 379 code for a protein of 92 amino acids. The transcript has 5 exons. NCBI's taxonomy places the organism in Eukaryota, Metazoa, Chordata, Mammalia, Artiodactyla, Cervidae. The record is from RefSeq and is a predicted model, not a curated record. Gene Ontology annotation, cellular component: cell surface.